Molecule: messenger RNA, 1242 nt
Organism: Venturia canescens
Lineage: Eukaryota; Metazoa; Arthropoda; Insecta; Hymenoptera; Ichneumonidae
Product: ectonucleoside triphosphate diphosphohydrolase 5-like
Exons: 3
Coding region: 1-1242 (413 amino acids)
Molecular function (GO): hydrolase activity
Source: RefSeq, a predicted model, not a curated record
AUGGCAUCCAAGGUCGACAGGAGGCACGUUACGCUAACCGUGCUAACAGGAUUGUUGCUGAAUUGCGUUGCGUCACCCAUCUCUACGCCAGAGACGCUUCGCGCGGUGGUCGUAUACUUAGGAUCGUCCACUUACCAAAUGCAAGCUUUUACUUUUAUUCGUAAUGAAGAAACAGACCGAAAUUUGGAGUUAGACAGAACCGAUAUGAUAUCAGUAGGGCCCGUUCUCAGUGCGCAUGCAAAUCCUUCUAGAAGUUUGAAAGAUUUGUUGACUACGCCAAUGCUUGCAAUACCAGAUUCCGAACGAUCAAAAACACCUCUUUUGGUAAAAGCUCCUCCUAGCUUGGGAUUACUCUUCCCAGAAAAGGAGGCAAUCAUUUUGAAAGAGUGGAAUAAAGUUAUUCACGAGUCCGGAUAUUUAGUUACCGAUGAUUGCUUGUCCAUAUUGAAAAGCGACGAUGAAGCAAUAUACAGUUGGCUCACCGUGAAUUAUUUGAGUGGCCGGUUAUCCGACGAUACUUUGAAUAAAACCGUUACAAUUCUUGAUCUCGGCGGUAAAUCGAUAAGAGUCACUUCCGCAAAAACAAUUUCGGAUUCCUCAGACUUAGACAAACACAAUGUUAACAUUAUGGGUCGAAAAAUGAGCAUUCACACCGACAGUUAUUUACAUGGUAUGGGUUUGAAUGCCGCACGCGCAAAAAUUCUCACUCAUGGAAUGAAUCAAACGAAAUUGAGAACUCAGAAAACCGUUAAGAUCCAUUCGGUGUGCAUCAAUCCUGGUCACCGUAAGGAAUGGACAUUCGAAGGACAAAAAUUUGUUAUCUAUGGGCGAAGAUACAUCGAUGACAAAACUCAAAACGACUUUCUCGACGAAUGCGAUAAAAUUAUUGAUGAUUUAAUCUCUGAGGCUCACAUAAACCCUAUCAGUCUAGAAGGACACGAGAUUGGGGUGUUUUCGGGCCAUUUCUGGACACCUGCUGAAGUAGGAUUAGUAGAUUUUGGACAAGAUGAAGAGGUAACCGUUGGUAGCCUUGAAGAAGCAUCUAAGAUUCUGUGUCAAAAUCAAAAACGGAGAGGCGUUUUUGACUGCCUAAACUUCAAAUAUAUAUCGGCUUUACUACGAAAAGGUCUUGGCCUGGCAUCCGACCAGAAAUUACGUGGACCAGUCUACGAAUACCUGAAAGGUCACAAACUUAGUACAGCUGUGGGUGCAGCUAUUGGUAUGCUGCACAUUGGGAAAUAG